This is a messenger RNA of Effrenium voratum, 483 nucleotides long. The record is from the annotation of a GenBank genome assembly. NCBI's taxonomy places the organism in Eukaryota, Dinophyceae, Suessiales, Symbiodiniaceae.
AUGUACUUCACCCUUGUGGGCGGGCACUAUACCGAGAUCGGCAUCUUAAUGCAGAAAUGGUCCUCGUGCGCGGAGAAUCUACAGGUAGAGCCGGUCAUAGGCUUUGGCGAGUUGCUGGCCACCAUCUUGGCUUGUUUGGACCUCGAGAUGAACGCUCCGGAUCCCAGUGAAGAUGCCAAAGAGUCCUCGGCCAUGUUGGGCAUUGCGCUGAACAUGUUGCGAAGCAACAACCCCACCGCGGUCAAGGUGUUCUUGGUGACCUCGGCGACCAAGCCGGCCUUCUACACCCGCAUCAUGAAGAUGAUCAUGCAAGUCUUCGGGCACAGCAAGAAGGCUCCCACGGUGUCCGCGCUGAAGAACGGCGCCAACUCCAAGAUCUUGGCCGGGCUGUUUGACGUCAUGGGCGCCCUGAUUGCCUUGCCGGGCGUUGACGACCUUGUAGAGGAGAGAUCAUCCACGGCCAUGAGUACCGGGGCCAGCUGA